Molecule: messenger RNA, 1085 nt
Organism: Euleptes europaea (tarantolino)
Lineage: Eukaryota; Metazoa; Chordata; Lepidosauria; Squamata; Sphaerodactylidae
Gene: ACKR5
Product: G protein-coupled receptor 182
Exons: 1
Coding region: 1-1083 (360 amino acids)
Biological process (GO): G protein-coupled receptor signaling pathway
Cellular component (GO): membrane
Molecular function (GO): G protein-coupled receptor activity
Source: RefSeq, a predicted model, not a curated record
AUGAGCGAGCCAGGGUCCUCCUCGCUUCUCAACAUGUACGGCGAAUACCACAACAUGACCGAGCUUUAUCACCUGCUCAAUGACACCUUCUUCUACUGCAACUUGGGGUUGGAUCAUAACGUGAAGCAGGUCUUCCUCUUUGUCCUGUACCUCAUCAUCUUUGUGGUCGGGCUGGUGGAGAAUCUCUUGGUUAUUUGGGUCAACUGGCAGAGCCGAGGUCACAGGAACCUGGUCAACGUCUACAUCCUGAACAUGGCCAUCGCUGACCUAGGGGUAGUCCUCUCCUUACCUGUCUGGAUGCUAGAAGUUAUGCUUGAUUACACGUGGCUCUGGGGAGGUUUCCUUUGCCGCUUUACCCACUACUUUUACUUCGCCAACAUGUACAGCAGCAUCUUCUUUCUCACCUGCCUCAGCGUUGACCGCUAUGUCUCCUUGACAACUUCUUCCCACUUCUGGCACCGAAACCAGCACUGGGUGAGACGUGUUGUCUGUUGCUGCAUAUGGGCCUCCGCCGCCAUCAUCCCUUUGCCCGAGGUGGCGCACAUGGAGGUAAUGGACUCCAUCGAGCCAAUCUGCAUCUUCUUGGCCCCUUUUGAGACCUUUGAUGAGUGGGCAACAACGGUCACGCUGCUGGCCAUCAUCCUUGGAUUCGUCAUCCCCUUCCCUAUCAUUGCAGUUUUUAACAUAUUGACCGCCCGAUACAUCAAGCGUAGUAACAAGCCAGAGAGCAGGAAGCACUGCGCCCUCAUCUACGCCUACAUCAUCGUUUUCCUGAUCUGCUGGCUGCCAUUCCACUUGUUUUUGAUCAUGAUCUCUUUGGACGGCAUUCACAUCUUAAUCUCCUGCUACUUCGCUGACUUCAUCUACUUCUUCUAUGACAUUAUAGACUGUUUCAGCUUGGUCCAUUGUGUGGUCAACCCUAUCUUGUACAACUUCCUGAGCAAGAACUUCCGAGGGAAGCUGAUCUCUGCUGUGGUGAAGUACAUCCCCAAAGACCAAAUGGGUCAGAAGGGUGGAGAUGGUUCCUCCUCGAGCACCCAACAUUCCAUUGUCAUCACAAAAGAAAAUAUCUCACCAAGCUAAGC